CAUUCGUCCAUUUUUAAUUCAACCACAUAUCGAGCAAGUUCUGCACGUGUUUUUAUAAAAAAGUGAAAAUAAAUUAUAGAUAUUAAAGGGUAAAGAAAAUAUUUGUUAAAAAAUCAAAAACAAAAAUUACAAUGUCCACUACUUCAGAAGACGAAGAAAAUAUUGUAAGUGGUGAAGAAGAAGAGGAGGAGGAUUUAGAGGAAGAAGCCUCUGAAGAGGAACAAGAUGAAGAAUCUGACAAUGAUGAAGAACACGAGGCUGAAGAGGAUACAAAUGGUAACUCAGCCGAAGCUAAUGAUGCCGCUGAUGGUGAUAAAGAUGAUAAACCCAUGACGUGGAAGGAAUUGGGUCUUAAUGAUACCUUGUGCAAAUCUUGUGAAGAAUUAAAAUGGAAGGCGCCUUCCAAAAUUCAGAAAGAGGCCAUACCAGUGGCUUUACAAGGCAAAGAUGUUAUUGGCUUGGCUGAAACCGGUUCGGGUAAGACAGGUGCCUUUGCUUUACCCAUUCUACAGGCCUUGUUGGACAAUCCACAAAGAUAUUUUGCCUUAAUUCUAACGCCUACUCGUGAAUUGGCUUUUCAAAUAUCAGAACAAUUUGAGGCUUUAGGCAGUUCCAUUGGUGUCAAAUGUUGUGUGGUAGUGGGAGGUAUGGACAUGGUUUCCCAAGCUUUACAACUGGGUAAAAAACCUCAUAUUAUAAUUGCUACUCCUGGUCGUUUGGUCGAUCAUUUGGAAAAUCUUAAAGGUUUUAAUCUAAAGGCCAUUAAAUAUCUGGUCAUGGAUGAAGCAGAUCGUAUACUUAAUAUGGACUUUGAAGUAGAAUUAGAUAAAAUUCUCAAAGUUUUGCCUAAAGAGAGGAGAACUUUCUUGUUCAGUGCCACGAUGACAAAGAAAGUCAAAAAAUUGCAAAGAGCUUCGUUAAAGGAUCCUGUCAAAGUUGAAGUUUCCAAUAAAUAUCAGACUGUUGAACAAUUGCAGCAAUAUUACAUAUUCAUACCGGUCAAAUAUAAAGAUGUUUACCUUGUACACAUACUCAAUGAAUUGGCUGGCAAUAGUUUUAUGAUUUUCUGCAGUACUUGUAAUAACACCGUAAAAACAGCUUUAAUGUUAAGAGCUUUGGGUUUGGCUGCCAUUCCUUUGCAUGGUCAAAUGUCACAAAACAAACGUUUGGCUGCCCUCAACAAGUUCAAAGCGAAAAAUCGUUCUAUUCUCAUAUCCACCGAUGUGGCGUCCAGAGGUUUGGAUAUACCCCAUGUGGAUGUUGUGUUGAAUUUCGAUAUUCCCACCCAUAGUAAAGAUUAUAUACAUCGUGUUGGUCGUACAGCACGUGCUGGUCGUUCGGGUAAAGCUAUCACAUUUGUCACUCAAUACGAUGUUGAAUUGUAUCAACGCAUAGAACAUUUAUUGGGCAAACAAUUGCCCUUGUAUAAGUGCGAAGAAGAUGAAGUUAUGGCCUUGCAAGAACGUGUUAGUGAGGCUCAACGUACUGCCAAAUUGGAACUUAAAGAUAUUGAAGAAUCUAAGGGCGCCAAGGGUCGCUUUAAAAAGGGCGGUGAUGAUUUUGAUGAUUCAGAACAAUUUACUGGUGCCCGUAAACGUCUAAAAACCGGCGGUGGUGGUGGUGGUAAAACAAAUUGGAAAAAAGCUAAAAGGAAGUAAUUUUCUUUGAAAAUAAAUGUAAAACUGUAUUGUUGUUUUCAGUAGACUUUAGUUAUAUUUUGUAAUCUAUUUUUAAAAAAACAAAAAAAUGUAAUAUUAAAUUUACAUUAACAAUA
Lucilia cuprina (Australian sheep blowfly) is the source of this 1774-nucleotide messenger RNA. RefSeq names its product probable ATP-dependent RNA helicase DDX47 (gene pths). The record is from RefSeq and is a predicted model, not a curated record. Bases 132 to 1658 code for a protein of 508 amino acids. The transcript has 3 exons. Gene Ontology annotation, molecular function: ATP binding; RNA helicase activity; nucleic acid binding. Lineage: Eukaryota; Metazoa; Arthropoda; Insecta; Diptera; Calliphoridae.